This is a messenger RNA of Apiotrichum porosum, 885 nucleotides long. RefSeq lists its product as uncharacterized. Bases 1 to 885 code for a protein of 294 amino acids. The record is from RefSeq and is a predicted model, not a curated record. Lineage: Eukaryota; Fungi; Basidiomycota; Tremellomycetes; Trichosporonales; Trichosporonaceae. The transcript has 2 exons.
AUGCCCGACUCCCCGCCUCCUCGCACUCCAGCCUCUAUCCGUGCCGCCCGCAAGCAAUCCAAGGCUCUCGUCAAGGGCCGUGCGGUUCGGGCCGCCAUGUACCCCCCCGAGGAGAACGUGGUGAAGGAGGCCGCGAACCAGACCCCACCAUCGUCUUCUGAGGUCGAGGCCGCCCUUGCCCCCUCCCACCAGUCCCGUGCUGCCCCCCUCGAGCCUGCGGCCUACGAGGAGGACGACCAAGACUCUGUGGGCCCACUCGGCCACCACGAGUGGGACCUCCUCUCCGAGGUCGACGAGCCGCGCGCCAACACGCCCGUGGCCGGCCCGAGCCGCCCCAACGGCGGGGCUGACCAGCCCGCGGCUGACGCCAUCGACCAGUCGUUGCCUCCCUCCCCCCGCGGGGUCGCUGCUGCUGCCGCCGCCGACAUCCAGGUGCAGGAGGCUGGCGCCGACUCCAACCGCGAAGCUUCCGCCGCGCCGAGCGCCGACCCCGAGGUCGACCUCCCCGUUCGUCCCCUCCGCCGCGGCCCCUGCCCCGGAGAGGGCCCCCCGCCCGCCCAGAAGAAGUAUCCGCACCACCAGAUCUUCUGCGGUGACCGGGACACGGCCGUGAGCCUGGCUUUUGUUGGCGUCCACUCGUCGAUCGUGGACAUGGCACGCAAGGCCGGCGCUCGCGUCGUCCCUCUCGCCGACCGACCACACUUUGUGGUUGUCAGGGUGGACAAGGACGGUUUCGCGGAGGCACCUGCAAAGGUGCGCAAGCUUCUGCGCGAGGCCCAGUGGCGCGGCACGACUGCCGUGUCCACCAGAUGGCUGCAUGACUGUGUGGACUCGGGACACGUCGUGGCAUACCGCAAGUACCACGUCAAGCUUCGCCAAUUUUAA